Eupeodes corollae is the source of this 2482-nucleotide messenger RNA. RefSeq names its product DDB1- and CUL4-associated factor 7 (gene wap). The transcript is spliced from 7 exons. Bases 1062 to 2111 code for a protein of 349 amino acids. Gene Ontology annotation, molecular function: protein binding. Gene Ontology annotation, cellular component: nucleus. NCBI's taxonomy places the organism in Eukaryota, Metazoa, Arthropoda, Insecta, Diptera, Syrphidae. The record is from RefSeq and is a predicted model, not a curated record.
GUUGUUAUAUACAUUUUUUUGUGUGGCCUCGUCGUCGCCGUCGUCGUUUCGUUUUCGCAAAAAAAAGAAAAAGAGUUUUUAAUUUUCAACAAAAUAUCAAAAGAAAAAACAAUUAAUUCAUAAGUCUGACGAAAGUGUAUUUCUUUUUUAUUUUUCUACACAAACCAGCCCAACACAUCCAAGUGCAAAAAAGUCUACUCCGCGUGUGCAUUUCCCUUUUUUCAAAACAAGAAAAUAAAAGUUCUCAGGCCGACCCGACCGGACACUAAAAAUCACAAAUAAGAAAGAAAAACUCGUAUAUUCGUAUAUCCCCUCACGGAUUCGCAGCUAAAUUUGGAAUUAACGCAGAAAAAUGAUGUGAAAGCCAAGGAAAAAGACUAUAAAUAAAGAAAACGAAUUAAUUCUUAGUUCUUUCUUAGUUUUCGUUUGUUUUUUUUUUUUAGUUUUAUUCUUUUACUUUCCCAACUUUAUUAUUUUAAGUUAUUUUCUUCUUUUUUGUUCCCUAAGUUUGUUGCAACAAACUUUUAUUUCUUUAAUAAAAAAAAGAAGAAACCAAUCGAAUCAAAGGUAAGCCCCAUUAGGGUUAGGGUAGGAUGUGGAUAGAGUUGUGUGUUUUGUUGUUGCUUCUUUUCUUGUACUCUCCUGCUCCUCGCUGCUCGAGUCUUGUGUGCGGUGGUGCUGCACUGCUUCUGCUUUUGACGGCUCCAAUGCCAUUGACCGCAUAUUUUGACAUUUGUGUGAAGUUUCGUUUGGCGUUUGGGACACCGAAGCAGAAGGAGCACACAGCACGGGGCUGUUUUGGGGAGAAUUUCUCAAAUGCGUCAUUUCUUCGAAAAAACCACGAUGAUCUAAGUUGAAAACGCAAUUAGAAAAAGAAAACCACUUGCACGACCCCACUGCAAGUGAAAACCAAAAACUAAAACAUUUCAAUUUGGCUAAAAACUUGCACUGAUCAAAACCAAAAAAGACAUUUUUGCAUCUUCAAACGCGCAAUUCGAUGACAAGAGUCUGAACUGAAUAGACAAGAAAAGAAAAAUAGAAUAACUUUGGUUGAACAUAAAAUGGGAGUGCAGAGCAUUAUGUCAUCCACCGCUGGUAAACGUAAAGAAAUCUACAAAUACUUGGCACCAUGGCCUCUAUACUCAAUGAACUGGAGUGUUCGUCCAGAUAAAAGAUUUCGCCUUGCACUCGGCAGUUUCAUUGAAGAAUACAAUAACAAAGUCCAAAUAAUUAGUUUAGAUGAAGAGACAAGCGAAUUUAGUCCUAAAAGCACCUUUGAUCAUCCAUAUCCAACGACAAAAAUUAUGUGGAUACCAGAUUCGAAAGGCAUAUAUCCGGACUUGCUAGCAACUAGUGGUGAUUACCUUCGAGUUUGGCGUGCUGGAGAACCUGACACAAGACUAGAAUGCGUACUAAAUAACAACAAAAACAGUGAUUUCUGUGCACCAUUAACAUCAUUCGAUUGGAAUGAAGUUGAUCCAAAUUUAGUUGGCACUUCAUCAAUUGACACAACCUGCACAAUAUGGGGACUAGAAACCGGACAACCUCAUGGACGAGUCUAUGUCGCUGGACAUGUCAAAACACAACUUAUUGCUCACGACAAAGAAGUGUACGAUAUUGCAUUUUCAAGAGCGGGCGGUGGCCGUGAUAUGUUCGCUUCAGUUGGUGCUGAUGGUUCAGUGCGUAUGUUCGAUUUGAGGCAUUUGGAACACUCAACUAUUAUAUAUGAGGAUCCAGCUCAUACGGCUUUACUUAGACUAGCCUGGAAUAAACAGGAUCCAAAUUAUUUAGCUACAGUAGCAAUGGAUUCGUGUGAAGUUAUUAUUUUAGAUGUUCGUGUUCCUUGUACACCUGUUGCAAGACUGAGCAAUCAUAGAGCGUGCGUUAACGGUAUAGCGUGGGCGCCGCACAGUUCCUGUCACAUAUGCACUGCCGGUGAUGAUCACCAAGCACUGAUUUGGGAUAUUCAACAAAUGCCUCGUGCAAUUGAGGAUCCAAUUUUAGCAUACACUGCAGCCGAAGGAGAAGUUAAUCAAAUUCAAUGGGGCGCAACACAGCCCGAUUGGAUUGCUAUAUGUUACAACAAAGCGUGUGAAAUAUUACGAGUAUAAAAUCAUUUUAUAAAAAAAAAAAAACAAAAAACACAACUAUUCAUACGCUCAUACGAAACAUCCAAACAAAAAAAGAACAAAAUACAAACAAAAAAAUCCUUCUUUUUCCUCCUCCUUUUCCUCCUUCGCCAUCACAAUGCACAUAAAACACAUGAAAGCAUCUAUGAUUUGUAAUUUAUUCAUCCCUUAUAAUUUAAUUUUAUAAUUUAUGAAAAGAUUUUAUAAAAACAAAAACAAAAACAAAAUAAUAAGAAAUAAGAAAUAUUAUGACAAUGACUGUGUACAUCAAAAAAAACACCAUCAAAAAUAAGUAUGAUGAUUUUAUUUUUUAAGUAUAUAAAUAUACAACUAAUUUUAGUUAUUUCUGUUAA